AUGCGCAGCGCGGCGCAGGGCCAGAGCUUCGCGGAACUACGCCGGCAGCUGCAGGCCGGCGAGCUCGGCCUGUGGCAGGCCAACUCGGCCAUCAGCUCCUUGGGCCAGAAGCUGCAGUGGCAGGCGGUGCUUCAACUCCUGGAGGACUGCAAACCGGCAUCAAUUCAGCCAAGCAGGGUGUCCUUCGGCUCUGGAAUCAAGGCAUGCGGCCGAGCGAAGCAGUGGCAAAGGGCACUGGUGCUUCUCAACGACAUGCUGCAGUGCAGUGCGAACCCUGGAGUGAUCGACUUUUGCUCCGCCAUCACCGCGUGCGUGGGCGCGGGCGCGCGGCGCGAGGGCCUGCGGCUUGUGGCUGAGAUGCGUGACCAGGCCGUGCUCAUGGAUGUGAUCACCUACAACGCUGCAGUCAGCGCGUGUGAGGGUCAGUGGCAACAGGCCGUGGCAUUUCUUGAGGAGAUGCAGGAUGCAGACUUGGAGCCUUCCCUGGUGAGCUACAGCAGCUUGAUCAGCUGCUGCGAGAAGGGCUUUGAGGCCGCCGUGGCGCUGCUCCUCUUGGAGGAGCUGUGCCAGGCGGGGCAUGAGCCAAAUGCAAUCGCUUGCAGCGCAGCGGUGAGUGCUUGCGAGAAGGGCCAGCGCUGGACAUCAGCUCUCACCAUUCUGAGGCGCAUGUCCAGCCGCGGCCCCGAGCCGGACGUCGUGGCUGCCGCCGCGGCCGUGGCUGCCUGCGGGGCGGGGCAGCGGUGGCAGGAAGCGACGGGGAUAGCGACGAGCAUGGCCGCGGCAGCCGUCUCCACCAACCGGAUCCUGGUGAACUCCCUGCUCUCUGCCUGCGAGAAGCCUUUGCAGUGGCGCCGCGCCGUCAGCGCCCUGGCGGCGAUGCGCGACCGGGGCCCGCGGCCAGACGUUGUGAGCUACAGUGCCACGCUCAGUGCCGGAGAGAAAUCCCAGGAGUGGAGAUGCGUCCUGCAACUCUUCCGGGCCAUGGGCGACGCCGACCUCCGCCCGGGCCUUGUCUCCUUCGACGGGGCCCUAAGCGCCUGCGCCCGAAAGGCCGAAUGGAGACGAGGCUUGUCCUUGCUCCACGAGCUGCGCGGCUGGCGCCUGACACCCAACGCCAUCACCUACUCAGCCAGCCUGGAGGCCUGCAGCGGGCGACCUUUGGCCGUCCUCGGCUUGCUGGGCGACAUGCGGCGCAGCCGCUGCGAGUUGGACGCGGUCGCCUACUCUACAGCGGCUGCUGCCUGCGACGGCUCGGGCAAUGCCGGAGCAUUGCUUGACUGGCUCCUGGGCUGCGAGCAAGCCAGCCUCGAGCUGCUCCAGUCUUAA
Symbiodinium natans is the source of this 1326-nucleotide messenger RNA. The record is from the annotation of a GenBank genome assembly. Lineage: Eukaryota; Dinophyceae; Suessiales; Symbiodiniaceae.